CGCAAUCGACGUCGCCUCCUUGACGUUUCGACUCUUUCUCGAGCCUCACCACAGUGCUCGGUCACUCACACGUUCGUUUGGUGUCGACAUGCGCGGUCUUUUCGCCAGACUUCUGGCUUGGUCUCAGGCCCCAUUGUCUCCCCAGUUCACUUCUUCAGAGGCUCUGGAUAAGCCGCAUACUACAGCUACCAGAUCCAUCGAGACCGAGAUUGCUUUCGUCGCCGACAGCGACAACAAAUGCAACUCCGACAGAUACGACCCAUAUGUCUGCGAAUGUCUUGGCCUGAAUGGUUGCUGGUUUCCCUCUGAGGUACAAGAAGGACCGCCGUACUCGCACGAUGAGCCGUGGCCACAGAGAAGUAAGACGUGCAAUGUGCCAGCAGGUGGCGAUCCCAAGGGCGACGAUGCUCCCGCUAUCCUCCAAGCUUUCAAGGACUGCAAAGAAGAUGGCCAUAUCGUCUUUGACAACACCACUUACUACAUCGGCUCCAUCAUGAACACGACAGGCUUGAAGGACGUCACUAUCGAGCUCCGCGGAACCAUGCUGUGGGACACCAACAUCCCGUAUUGGCUAGCGAACUCGAUGCCCAUCGGCUUCCAAAACCAGACAUCUGCCUGGCAUCUGGGCGGCGAGAAUCUGCACUUCUUUGGAAAUGGCUACGGUACUAUCGAUGGCAACGGUCAAGCCUGGUAUGACUUCAACCAGGGAGUCUCCAAUCGGCAUGGUCGACCACAUUCUCUUUUGAUCACAAACACAAAGAAUGCUGUAAUCGAGGGCCUUCGCUUCAUCAAACCUCAAAUGUGGACUAUGACCGUCGCUCGGUCGGAGAAAAUGCUGCUACAAGACAUCUUCAUCAACGCCACCAGUGAUACGAGAGACUUCCGCGCCAAUGUCAACACAGACGGCGUAGACACAGUAUACGCUAACAACAUCACUUUCCUACGAUGGACAAUCGACAACGGAGACGACAGCAUCAGCAUGAAGCAGAAUAGCACAAACAUUUACAUUGAAGACUGCACCUUCUACAAUGGACAGUCUCUGGCGAUGGGAAGCAUUGGACAAUAUCCUGGCCAAAUUGAAGUCAUCGAAAACAUUACUGCUCACAACAUCAAAUGCUUCAAUACAGGCUACGGAGGCCGAGUGAAGACAUGGACAGGCAAGAACAAAGGCUUUCCCCCGAAUGGAGGCGGCGGAGGGCUCGGCUGGGCGAAGAACAUCACGUUCACCAACUUCGAGCUGAACGACGUUAAUCUCGCCUGGGCGAUCUCACAAUGCACUUCCUACAAUGGGCAGAGAGGAGACUGCAACACUUCUGACUUCAAGGUUUCGGACAUGCAUUGGGGCAAUGCGAGAGGCACACUCAAGGGCGACCGUGUCGCAACAUUGCAGUGCUCGGCAGAAGCGCCAUGCUCGAACAUCAAUCUCUUUGAUAAUGAACUGUGGGCGCUGGACCAGGACAUCCCAUCUUACUCCUACCUCUGUGAGGCAGUGGAGAACACGAUUGGAUUCAACUGCACUGGUGCAUGCAAUGGACAGUGUCCUCGCUGAUAGUUUCGUUUCGGAGCAGGAAUUGCAUCAACAGGACUGCUGUGAAAUUCUCAAAAGGUAAUUCAUUUCAUCAGUAUCUCGACACUAUACCGGCUUGGGUAACUCCACGCGAUCUGCAGGACAGUACAGAACGUACGA
Cercospora beticola is the source of this 1687-nucleotide messenger RNA. RefSeq lists its product as uncharacterized. The record is from RefSeq and is a predicted model, not a curated record. Lineage: Eukaryota; Fungi; Ascomycota; Dothideomycetes; Mycosphaerellales; Mycosphaerellaceae. Gene Ontology annotation, molecular function: polygalacturonase activity. Gene Ontology annotation, biological process: carbohydrate metabolic process.